GCCGAAGGGUAUUUAUGGGCGUCAAGCCAGCGAGCACUUCACAGGCUCUCAAGGCGGUCUCGGGUCAAGAGGUCUCCUGUUCUUGAUUCCCGUAAACAUGAGGACCCCUUUACACACCUGUAUCAUAUGUUCAUGGUGUAAUAAAUACUUCCCGUUGUCCGCACUCGCAGCUCAUAGGGCGGCCUGCCUUCCAGAGGGCCUUGGGACUGGAUCGAAAGAUAUAUCUACUAGAAACAAUGAAGAGACGUCGUCGACUAGCUCUGAUCGAUCAGAUGUCGGUUUCUCUCAACCAGACCCCAGCGAUAUUGGAAGUUGUUCUCCACGGGCGGGUCUCAGCGACGAAGCCAGUCAAAAUCAAAAGGCUAUCUCCGAAGAAGGCGGGUCUGGUAGGCUCAGCCAUUGGCCCUCCUCUUCAGCGAUCGGUAGUGGACGAAAACGAAAACAAGCGAAUACAGGAACAAACGGUAAGUUUCUACGUUUUUUAUUGCGCACACGUCUGUUCUAAGGAAAAUAAAUUGUAAUUUCACUAUUUCUCUCUAAUAUUAUUUUACCUUUCUUCAGACACCUGCAGGAAAAAGCAAGCCCGUCGUGAGGGAUUCUCCCAUCCAAACAGUUCUCCACAGCCAGGGCCCAGCGGUUAUAACCCGGGACGGCCGGCAACAACACCCUCACCAACACCCGGUGAAAUAAGCCAACAUUUCAACGGGGCCUUAACAACGAUCGACGUGCCCGUCCCACCAGCAGACAACGGCGACAUUGCAUCAUAUUUCAACAACAACACUGGCCGUCUUCGCGAGGCAGUAGAGUCUGUAUUCCAAGGCUGCCAGCAGGUUAGACUUUCUUCUUUUAAAGUGUACGUUGACAUGCAUCUGCGUUUAGUCAGAGAAGACCCCGACGAUGGAGUUCAAUAUAGAGAUAUGUAUAUGAGAAGUCAUAUGCAGGUAAUUAGCUUUGACGAUAUAGAUUCAUAUGUACGUGAACUAUCCGAAUAUUUUGUUAAUCGGUUUGAACAUGACAAAUCAGACGAAGAGGGCAGUGGAUUUACGUUAGAUGAAAUAGUUAGCGUAAAAUUUUCCUUCUCUCUUAUAAUGCUGCACAAUAGUAUUGGAGAGUAUGUGCCCUAUCCUAAGGGUGUUCCAGGGAAAACACAAGUUCUCAACCCUUCGGGGCCCACGGACUGUGUUUUCCAAGUUCUAACAGCUUAUCGCUAUCUAAAGUCAAGAAAUGUAGUUCCAUCGGGCAGGCAAUGGGAGAAUGCUUGCUUGGCCUCUAUUAAUACGGGUAACAUUCCAAUCCCGGUAUCCUGGGAAGACCUCGGUCGGCUUGAAAGAUUAAACAACAUAAGUAUUCGCGUUUACUGUCUAGACAACGUUGAAGACAAAAAAGGCGAACUAACUCUAGUCAGAAAGGGGCUCAAAGAUCAAGAAGUUAUUCAUUGUCUGUUGUUGGGGAACAGACACCUAGCUCUUAUCCAAGACUUUGACGCAUACAUGAACCUGUUUACCUGCCAACGUCGCGGGAAAAAAAAUGUUUUGCGAUAUCUGCCUGUGCGCCUGUGAGAACAAGACAACGCUUGCUGAACAUGUGCUAAUUUGCCCAACGAUGAUCACAAGACUAAGAUUCCCACCCGCGGGUUCUACUGUGAAAUUUAAUAAUCAUGCUAAGGCAUAUGAGCCAUCUUAUUUAGCAUUCUAUGACUUUGAGAGUAUUCUCGUAGAGUCUUCUUCGAAUGUGUCUGGAUGUGUAAAGAGACAUCACUUUGCCAUAGCGUAUGCUUACAUUAGAGUGAAUAGAAACGGAGAAACAGUACAAAGCGGAUCCUAUUGUGGAAGUAAUGCUGUAAACCAUUUUAUUCAUACAAUGCAGUGUGCCUGGAAAAAGUUGAAAUUUUCUAAAGGCUACAAUAAAAUCAACAUGACCGAUGAAGAUACGGCGCGUCACAAUGAGCAAACUCACUGUCUUCUCUGCAAACAGGGUUUUUUAAAAGGUAAAGGAGUAAAACAUCAUGACCAUGAAAAAUCAGGAAACAAUUACAUUGGAGCUUAUUGUAAUAGAUGCAACCUCCAAAUGAAAAAUCACAAAUUGCAGCUCACUCUCAUUGCACAUAAUGCUAAUUACGACAUGUCGUUAAUCCUGCGUGAAUUAACGAUACCUGACUUGAAAAUCAAACUAAGACCAAAACGUUCAGUUCACAAAUAUCAUGAAGUCAUCAUAAAUGACUUGAGAUUUAUUGACUCGUAUGCCUUUAUGUCUGCUUCACUCGCGGCUUUAGCGAACCAAUUCAUCAGUAAUGGGAACGAACCCAUAUGCACACAACAGAUGUUGAAAGAUGUGCCAGCACCUGCGUUGCCAUUAUUGAUCAAGGGAAAGCAGGUGUUUUGUUAUGACUAUAUGGAUUCGAUGGAACGACUUUCUGAGACACGUCUUCCAUCCCGCGAAGAUUUUUUCAAUUCGCUUCAAGAAGCAGAACUUUCCGAAAGUGAUUAUAAACAUGCUCAGAAUGUUUGGAAAGUAGCUGGGUGUCAGAGCCUGAAGGACUAUUUGUUGCUUUAUGUAAAAGUGGAUGUUGGUCUUCUAUGUGAUGUCUUCCUAGAGUGGCGAGGUAUUUUGAAAACCCAGUGGAGGUUGGAUAUUGUAAAUUAUGUUAGCCUGCCAGGAUUUGCCUAUGACUCCUUUCUGCUAAAAACACAGCAGGAAUUAGAGGUGCUUAGUAGCCCAGACAUAUAUCAUUGCAUUCAAACAAAUGUGCGUGGGGGCUACACAAGUGUUGUGCGUCGUUUUGUACGCGCCAAUAACAUCUACACGAACCCUCAGUUUAAUAAAAAACAUGAUAGAAGCACUUUCCUUUCAUAUCUUGACUUCAACAGUCUUUAUCCCACUGUAAUGCAAGAGAAGUUGCCAUGUGGGGAUAUGAGAAAACUAGAUGAGACAGAAAUGCAGUCGUUUUUGAGCGGGGGCUUGGUCAAUCAAGCAACCGAUGGCGAUUUUGGAUAUCUCAUUCUGUGCGAUACUGAGGCUGUCUCACGUGAAGUCGUUGAGAAAACGGAUGACCUCCCACUGAUCAUCAGAAGACACAAUAUCACCAACAGAGAUAUAUCGUCAGUCACACGCGAAUGGUUUGAAGAAGAAAACCGUCCAGCACCGUGUAAGAACAUAAAACUGAUUGGAACACAUGCUGCUCAGGAGAAAAUGCUAUUUGCUCUGCCCCUCCUUAAACUACUUAUUCAACUAGGCCUGGUUGUUAAAAAAGUGCAUGCUAUUUAUACGUUUAAGCAAAAGCACUUUCUUGCGGACUUCAUUCAGGAUAACAUAGAAGCCCGCAAAAGUGCUACUUGCCCUAUCAAGAAAAAUGCAAUCAAGUGUAUUUCAAACAGCAUUUUUGGUCGAUUCCUGAUGAACGCGGCCAAAUAUAGUGAAGACAUAGAUAUUGUCACCAACCGCGAAAAGUUUUUGAAGCUGGCCCGAAGUCCUUACUUUAAACGCGUUGUACCUCAAAAGCUAUAUAGACACAAGUAACUUUAGCCCCUCACAUUCCUUGUACAGCACAGACAACAAAGGAAAGCUUGGAUUUCUCAAGUCUGAAGUGGGGGAAAGAACCAUCUCAGAAUUUGUAGGUGUAAAACCAAAGUGCUACUCCAUCCUCUUGGCAGACGGUGACCGGUUGAGUUCAGCUAAGGGCGUUCCAAAGUCCAUAAAGAAGAAAAUUGCUCAUCAGCGAUACAAAGACGCCCUAUUCCAGAAGCAAACAUUUACCUUUGACUAUCAGGGAUUCACAGUGCGCAAUGGACGAAUGAGUACAGUAAAAUAUCCCAAGAGAGGGAUAUCUGUAGUUGAGGACAAAAGAUACUACAUUAGCACCUUGGAGUCACGAUCUUAGGGUCAUCCCGAUAAUUCUAUAGGGGUAGAGGAGGAAGAGCAGGAGGAGGAGGUAGCCCAGAUCAUGACACUGUCAAACGAAGAAAAUUUGGAGGAAGGCGAUGAAAGAGGCAUAACAGAAGCGAGACUAGCCGAGGUAAUGGGUGGGCAAGAGAUCGGUGAAAUGGGAGAACUAGAAGAAGAAACCUAUGAAUUGUGGGGAGAACGGGAUGUGCUGGCCGAGCAAUAUUUUCCCUUGAUAAAACGGGUAGAGGCGGAUGAUGACAUGUUAAUGCAAGCCGCGGAACAGGAACAAAUAAAUCAAAUGCUCUCAUCAUCCCCCCUUGAAUAUAUGCUAGUAGAUACAGACUUUUCAGAAUAAAUUGUAGUUGUUUAUAAGAUAGGGACUGGUGUGAAUGUUGUAUAUACUGUUUAUAGUGUAAGAAUUUGCCUGCUAUUUUUAUGUUAAAUAUAAAAUAUAUGUAAAUAUAUUAUGUAUAUAGGACUAAUGUUGGAGCCUAUGAUAUUAUAAAAUUGCACAUGAUGAAUCUGGAAUCAUAAUUUGACCAAAUUCCAAUAAACAUUGAGUUUAUUUGACUUGUUUAUAUGACCUUUAUCAAAAAAAAAAAAAAAGAAACGGAUGAAAAAAACACAAUAAUUGUCUUAAAAUUUAUUCGAUUUGUGGAAACAUGAAUAAAACGCUUUUAUGUUUCGAUCCGGCUCAUGCAUAAAAGACUGCCCGCCAAAUCAGGCGGGCGGCGGCGGCGGCGGUAGCGAGAGGUGCGGCGACAGGAUGCGACAGGAUUGCUCGGGGCCCGGGACGGGGUGGGGCGGGGCGGGGCGGGGCCGGGCGGGGGCAGCACGGGGUAUUGGCGGUGACGAGUGAGGACCUGUGAGUGGAGCCAGACCUCUGAUUUAAGCAUGGUAUACAACCACCCCACCCCCGAUAAAGGAACUAGAAAAUUAUUUAUGCUUAGAAUAGCUUCAUGGAAUGUAAUACAAUUCAAUAUGAAAAAAUCAAUAAGUCAAUACUUUCUUUUUAUGAACACGUGUUAAAUGUUUGAUGACAUACGGGUAUUAUAAACUUGCUGUAAGCGAAUCGCAUCACGUGUUCAUCAUUCCUCGAAUAUUCGGUCUUGGAAAACUCCAUACAUAUUUUUUCAAGAGUUUCUCUUACACCCAAGUGCGAAACAUUGUAGGCAAAGUACA
Eriocheir sinensis (Chinese mitten crab) is the source of this 5064-nucleotide messenger RNA. RefSeq lists its product as uncharacterized. The record is from RefSeq and is a predicted model, not a curated record. Gene Ontology annotation, molecular function: DNA binding; DNA-directed DNA polymerase activity; nucleotide binding. The coding region runs from base 1528 to 3516 and encodes 662 amino acids. Gene Ontology annotation, biological process: DNA replication. Lineage: Eukaryota; Metazoa; Arthropoda; Malacostraca; Decapoda; Varunidae. The transcript has 3 exons.